Molecule: messenger RNA, 605 nt
Organism: Oncorhynchus tshawytscha (Chinook salmon)
Lineage: Eukaryota; Metazoa; Chordata; Actinopteri; Salmoniformes; Salmonidae
Exons: 4
Coding region: 33-605 (190 amino acids)
Source: RefSeq, a predicted model, not a curated record
UAGGUGAAGAACCCUGUCCUGUAGGUGAGGCUAUGGUCUUAGUGGAGAAGGCCAAGAAGAAGCCCAAACGUGUUCUGUCCGGUGGAGUGGUGGAGGCCCCUAAGGCCCAGACAUACUACCGUAUAGAGUACAACAUGCUGCCUGGUGACCAGGACCCUGUUAAAGUAGAUCUGGUGAUGUUCGGCCUUGCUGCUAAGAUCUACAUGGAGAAUGAGACCAAGGUGUUGAAGCCGUGGCUUGAAGGGGACCAGGUGUGGUUAGGCUGGUCUCAGUCUGUAAAGGUUAGAGUCACCAGAGAGCUGCUCAUUAAACUGGUGUCUCAUAAAAUCACCUUCAAAAUCUGGGACACCAAGGACAAGGUCUCUGCUAAAGCCAGAUAUGACCGACCCAAAACCUUCCGGCUGCCACAGGCCAAACCAGGGGAAGACAAUGAUCUCGGUGGGAUAAAGAGCAUGGUGUACAAGUUGAGAACAAUGUUUGAGAAGAAGAAUCCCAGGACCAGAUCGUCCAAUAAGAGAGGAGAUACCUUGUCCACGGACUUCAAGAGGUUCUCUGAGCUCAACUGUGUUACAGGUACAGGACUUUCAUCAGUAUCCAUAACGUGA